Messenger RNA from Oldenlandia corymbosa var. corymbosa, 363 nucleotides. The record is from the annotation of a GenBank genome assembly. Lineage: Eukaryota; Viridiplantae; Streptophyta; Magnoliopsida; Gentianales; Rubiaceae.
AUGGCAAAUAGAAUGAUGGGUCGGUAUGAUCCGGUGAAUUACCAUCCUCCUCCAUAUGCCAGAAGACCUCCUGUUGGUCUUCAUGUUCCUUUCAUGCCAAUAAGGAGAUUCCCAAGUGGAUGCACAGUUCAGGGGACUCUUGCUUUGGGAUAUUCAACAGCAAUGAUGCCUUCCGACAAUUGUUUUGGUACCAAGAGUGUGGCUGGUACGGUGAUUGGGUUGGACAACAAGAGCGAACAGUGCUCCGGAAGAACAUCAACCCGAAUCGUCUUUACUGGCAGUAUGCAAUCAGUUAAGUUAAAAGCUUCAAAAUUGAUGAACCUCAUGGUACUUUGCUUGGAUGCAGAGGAUCAGAAGUUCUGA